UGACUGUUGGAGGCGAGACUUUUUAUCCUACGAUUUUCUACUUUAGCUGUUGAAUGGGGCUGUGAUCAACUAUAGAUUUGCCAUCGCAUCUUUAUUUAGCGUUUCCCAAUUGCUUAUUUUCGAUUAGGACGAAGGCUUAUGCGAUCGGCUUUUUGGCAUUAGAUGGAAAAGCUCCAAAGUCUCCAGUUUCUAGGUCUACGGUGGUAAGGUAGUUUCAAAAGUGACAAUUUCCACCAUCCCUGAACCACCCACCAAAAAAAAAAUAAACCCAAAAUUUAAGCUCACCAGUGGCAGUUGCCGGGAUGAACGCGCGUUGAUGAAACGCGCACCCACCGCACGAUACAGCUGAAGCUACCUUUGUUCCCAAGAUAUCUUUUUGCCCCUCCUCUGUAGACCUUUUCGCCAGUCAUCGCAAGUCGCUGCCGGUAGAAGUGCUGUCUGAUUACACACCAUAGCUCCGCCACAGGUCUUCUGACCAGCACUUGACUCCCGAGUGCGACAACAUCAGUCCAUCCGGUGCAUAAACUUCUCAAUCAUACGAUGCGAUUCUUUCUCCUCCCCGUUUCGACGCGCCGGACGCUACUCUACUGCCAACGGGCACCAGCUAUCCCAAAGAAGCAGACCAUAUCGGAACGGGUACAAUCAAAAGCGGCGCGGACAUGGGCCGAUUGGGAGAAGAAGCCGGGCGGAUGGCAGAAGCUGGUGGUCGGAUACGGAAAUCAGGCCCUCAGGAGGAUACCAUAUGAGGAGUGGGGGCUCAAGUCUGUCCCGCCGCUUUCAACCGCCCGUAAGGAGGACGAGCAGGCAGGAAAGGUCAAGGUCGAGGUUGUCUAUCCCAAGAGCCUGGUGAAGGCCGAGAGGGUAACGAGUAUCCUGCACACAUUAAGCACAGGGCGCGAAUCUCUACACAAGAAGCGCCUUGUUCUGUGCUUUUUGGGCAUGCCUCUGACCAUACCAGUGGCUAUUAUCCCGAUCGUACCCAACAUCCCUUUCUUUUAUCUGGUCUACAGAGCUUGGUCCCACUGGAGAGCGCUCGCAGGCGGGCGUCACAUACAGUUCCUGCUCCAAAACAAGCUCAUAACGCCAGUUUCGUCGCCCGUGCUCGACCAGGUCUAUGCAGAUCAGGAUCACCCACUUCCAUCUACCGCAGAACCAACAACGACCAAGACGUCGGCAAACCUACCAGAGUCUCCCAUAAUAAUCGAGCACCCGAGCCCAGAAGAGGCACCAAACUACCCAGGAGGAGAGACUUUGCUUCUUUCUCAGGAGAAUGCCCAACGCAUUACCCGGCUGCUGGGUCUCCCCCAGCUGGAGGUCGAAAUUGAGAGGGCCAUAUGGCAGGUUGAGACUGCUAUAGCGGCGCAGAAUAGCGAGAAGGAUGGGAAGGCUUCAGAACCACAGCCUGAGGGUGGCGCUCCUUCGCCACCGCCAGCCAGUGUCACCGAACAUGACAAGAAGCAAUGAGAGAAGGCGUCAGGAGUUUUGAGCACUCUGUCGCCUCCCACUUCUGUCUUGCGUCUUCUUCGUGGCUGGGUUUGCUUUGGUUGUACAAUAUUGACUUUUUUUGACGAUACUAGAUGACGAUGUACUGUACAAUAUUCGUGCUUCCUACUGGCAGGCGUACAAGCAUGGCUUUUAGAUCAGGGGAUCUAUAGCCGGUUUCUGGAGAAGAUAGGGACAGAAGCAACAGACACCACUCGGGGGCUUUCUCGGUCCAAUAGAUACCGCAAACGCCUGAUUUCUCAAAACAAACGCCCAGCGCCAAGUUCCCUUCCCGGUUCUCUGAAUAUGUCCCAGCCUUUCUCGUGGGUCCAGAGAUUUACCUCGGGUAUUCAAAAGACAGACAAAUGAGAGGGUGGGCAGCGAUAAAUGCAUGCCUCACCGCAUAAACCAGCUGCUAAACAGCGCUUGAACUUUGACAAAGAAAAGUAAUAAUAAGCAGCAGACGACGACAAGGCCGCACAGCAUUCUCCCGGGGGUCGCCCACAAAUCCCAGAUGGUUCGCGGCCUUGGCAUGAGCAUUGGCAUCGUUGUCGUCGUCGUUGUCGUCGUCGUCAUGCGGUCGAUGGUGACGCCAGAAAAGUCGACCCUGAAGUCGUCGCCGUUCACCUGCAGCGUCAGAAGAUGCACCUUGUCCUCUUCCUCUGUCUCGAAAUCAUCAUCGUCGUCGUAGCCGGAGCUGUUGAUGAUGCUGUCGAAGGAGACACCCACGGGCGCGGGGAAUAUUGCUUGUUUUGGCGGUGACGGUGUCACCGUGCUUCUGCUGGUGUUUCUGCCAGCAAUCUUGGUUGGAGAGCGGAGCGUUCUCCCUUCUGAGCCGAGGUGCACCAAUCGAGAUGACAAUCUUCUCCUCCCGAACCCGAUAUCGCCGCUGUCUGCCCACAGGUCAUGAUACCCUCUCGAUUGGCUAACUGCGAUAGCGUGGUGGUGGAAAGCGAGGGCGGCCUUGUUUCUCAUCAGAAGCUGGGUAGGGCUCCUCUGCUUUGAAGUUGGGCGCCCGGCUAAGGUGAUUUUUCUUUGAGGCUUAUACUGCUGGCACAUUUGUGACUGGUAGCAGCUCUCAGGGUUGAGAGGCGACGAGACUACUGGAGAGUAGUCAUCGUCCUUGCUCUUGGUGAUGAGGCGUGCGAGAGCCAUUGGAGCGCAAGAGGAAAAGAAAAUAGGUCCUGAUCUAAAUCUGACCUACAAAUGUGUGUGGAUCUUGUCGCUAAGUAUACUUGUAGGAUCGAUCGUUCACCCAAGAUGAGGAGAGCUGCAGAUGGUCGUUCUAGGAUUCUGCAGCGGGCGGCCGGGCGGGGAUGACAAAGUGGUUAUUGCGAGCUUCUGCAACUGACAUAUAAUGGUUUGGGGACAUCCGGAGGUGUCAGAGGAUAUUUCUUCUUGUCCCUCCUUCCUUUUUCUUUGUUUUCCUUUGCUCGGCCACCUGUAGUAAGCCCUGCUGCAAGAUAUGUGUGAGCUUGGAGGGAGGUGUGACACGGGGUUCCAGCUGGAAAUAGAUUGGAAUGUGGUUCAAAUAAAAUAAGAAAACGCCGUACCCCAGGGAAGAUGGGGGAGGGACAGUCUUUCUUUCGUCCCUGCCUCGAUGUGGAUUUCCUAAUGUCCCAAAUAAACAGUGAAAACGCCAGGCGCCAAACGGCCUCGCUUGGAUCAGACAAUGGUGGCUCCUGUGGAAGAGCUUUAAGAGCUAAGAGAUGCCUAGGCGACCAACGUAAUUGAACGUAGGGAUCCUCAGUGUGCGCAGGCGCUCGCCGGGAGCGCCGGUCGGGGUCCCAAGCAGGGCUGAUGGGACAAAGCGAAGGCACGGUAGUUUUUUUAGGAAUGGUUCCUCUGACAAGGGCUUAUUCUAGUCACGGUGUCUGGAACCUUGACUUUCUCGCAGCGACAUCCGGUCCGCCCUGCCCCCGUUCUGGAAUCUGCACCGGAAUCUGCACCUUUGUCGGGGGUACACUGACCGCGCAUGUCUUUUUUUUCUCGAGGAUAAGAGAGAAAUGUCUCGCGUCACAGCUUGCUUCUGGUGCGAAAAUGCACUUGGCUGUCGCGCGAGCGCACGAGACUUACCAAUGUCUGCGCCAAAACUCAUGUCUUCGUUUGCGCGGCGACCGCUUUUUGCCUAAACGCGACUCAAAGUCAAACAGAUUUAGUCACACAAGAUAUUCAAGCAACCAACACCGAGUCCACAUUAGCUAUGGCAAGGGUUAGUGAGGGGAAAAUAUGAGCGCCGCCAAGUCUAUAGUUUUCUUAGUCAGGCUCAUCGCCCGGGGAGGUACAGCAAAUUAAACAUGCCACGUUCUGAAGAGACCACAUGCAUAGCAUGUCAAGCAUGUGUAUGCUCGUUUGAUG
Molecule: messenger RNA, 3840 nt
Organism: Pyricularia oryzae 70-15
Lineage: Eukaryota; Fungi; Ascomycota; Sordariomycetes; Magnaporthales; Pyriculariaceae
Exons: 2
Coding region: 541-1464 (307 amino acids)
Biological process (GO): proton transmembrane transport; potassium ion transport
Cellular component (GO): mitochondrial inner membrane
Source: RefSeq, a predicted model, not a curated record